Nannospalax galili (Upper Galilee mountains blind mole rat) is the source of this 1971-nucleotide messenger RNA. RefSeq names its product solute carrier family 7 member 6 (gene Slc7a6). Gene Ontology annotation, molecular function: L-amino acid transmembrane transporter activity. The coding region runs from base 274 to 1872 and encodes 532 amino acids. Gene Ontology annotation, biological process: amino acid transmembrane transport. The record is from RefSeq and is a predicted model, not a curated record. Gene Ontology annotation, cellular component: membrane. NCBI's taxonomy places the organism in Eukaryota, Metazoa, Chordata, Mammalia, Rodentia, Spalacidae. The transcript is spliced from 12 exons.
GGGUGCGGGGCUGACUCUGGUUAGGCCCUAGCCGGGCUCUGGUUCCCUAGGCCAGGUCGUGUGCAGCAGAACGCUCUGCGCGGCCGCCGUCCUGCACCGUGCGAGAUGCUGGCCGAGAUUAAAUGACUCAAACAGAGAAGUGGAAUUAGCCCUUGAUUUAUUUUCUUCUCGGUACCUGACCCAUGGUGAAACAGCUUAUAAAAGUGUGAUUUUUCACUUACUUUGUGACAGAGGGUCUGCAGCUCUAUCUACUCUGUGGGGACGGGAUAGACAAUGCCUCUGACACAGGCCACAGUACACACAGGUGUACAGGAAUCAUUUACCAUGGAAGCCAGGGAGCUUGGGAGUCCCACGCCCACCUACCACCUUCUCCCUGAGGCCAGCCAGCACAGGGUAAAAGAAGAUGCCAGCUUACCACCUGGAGGGUCUCCAGAAACUAUGCAGCUGAAGAAGGAGAUCUCCCUGCUGAAUGGAGUCAGCUUGGUGGUGGGCAACAUGAUCGGCUCAGGGAUCUUUGUCUCACCCAAGGGAGUGCUAGCCCAUACUGCUUCCUAUGGAUUGUCACUACUGGUGUGGGCCAUUGGUGGGCUUUUCUCUGUUGUGGGUGCCCUUUGCUAUGCAGAACUGGGGACCACCAUCACCAAGUCAGGGGCCAGCUAUGCUUAUAUUCUAGAGGCCUUUGGGGGCUUCAUUGCCUUCAUCCGUCUGUGGGCCUCACUGCUAAUUGUUGAGCCCACCAGUCAGGCCAUCAUUGCCAUCACCUUCGCCAACUACAUCAUCCAGCCUUCCUUCCCCACUUGUAAUCCCCCAUAUGCUGCCUGCCGACUCCUUGCUGCUGCUUGCAUAUGUCUGCUGACAUUUGUGAACUGUGCCUAUGUCAAGUGGGGCACACGAAUACAAGACAUAUUCACUUACGCCAAGGUCCUGGCACUCAUUGCCAUCAUUGUCAUGGGCCUUGUUAAACUGUGCCAGGGACAAUCUGAGCACUUUCAGGAUGCUUUUAAGAAUUCCUCCUGGAACGCGGGAAGCCUCUCUCUUGCCCUCUACUCUGCCCUCUUCUCUUACUCAGGUUGGGACACCCUUAAUUUUGUAACAGAAGAAAUCAAAAAUCCAGAAAGAAAUUUGCCCUUGGCCAUUGGUAUUUCUAUGCCAAUUGUGACACUUAUCUACAUCCUGACUAAUGUGGCCUAUUACACAGUGCUAAGCAUUCAGGAUGUCCUUACCAGUGAUGCUGUGGCUGUGACAUUUGCUGACCAGACAUUUGGCAUGUUCAGCUGGACCAUCCCCGUUGCUGUUGCCCUUUCCUGCUUUGGGGGCCUCAAUGCAUCUAUCUUUGCUUCAUCAAGGUUGUUUUUUGUGGGAUCUCGUGAGGGCCACCUCCCAGACCUGCUGUCCAUGAUCCACAUUGAACGCUUUACACCUGUGCCGGCUUUAUUGUUCAAUUGCACCAUGACACUCAUCUACCUCAUUGUGGAGAAUGUUUUCCUGCUCAUCAACUACUUCAGCUUCAGCUACUGGUUCUUUGUGGGCUUGUCUGUUGUUGGACAACUCUACCUUCGCUGGAAAGAGCCCGAUUGGCCUCGGCCUCUCAAGUUGAGCCUGUUUUUUCCCAUCGUGUUCUGCCUAUGCUCCGUGUUUCUGGUGACUGUGCCCCUCUACAGUGACACCAUCAAUUCCCUUAUUGGCAUUGGGAUUGCCCUCUCUGGGGUCCCUGUCUACUUCUUAGGUGUUUACCUGCCAGAGUCCCAGAGGCCACUCUUUAUUCGGAAUGUUCUGGGUACUAUCACCAGAAUAACCCAGAAGCUUUGCUUUUGUGUCCUGACUGAGCUAGAUAUAGCUGAAGAGAAAAAUAUUGAGAGGAAAACUAACUAGAAGCCAGAGAUUACAUUCCCUGAAGCCCAGAAGGCUGUGGCAAUAGUCACCAAAGACCAGAUGCUUAACCCUUCUGAAUUAAAGGAGCUUGUUGGCCCA